AUGGUGUCUCUACCCUCUGUCGAGUCUCAUACUCGCGCUGCUAUCAAAUCACUCUUCGCCUUCCUUCAUGCCCAGGGCCAGGGCGACUAUCUCGGUGAACAAAUCACGCAACUAGAGCACUCUCUUCAGUGUGCCAAUCUCGCGCGUCAAUCUCCGAAGUAUGGCAAUGACAAGGAAGUCGUCCUCGCGGCGUUGCUGCACGAUGCUGGACGAUUCAUCCCCGCGGCUGAGAAGAUGGGAAGUAUGGUUACGCCGGAUGGGAGGUACAUUGGACGUCAGAGUCAUGAAGUCCUCGGAGAGUCUUAUCUUCGAGAUUUGGGGUUUAGUGAGAAGAUUUGUCAACUGGUGGGUGCCCAUGUUAUGGCCAAGAGGGAUUUGGUUUCGACGGACCAGAGCUAUUAUGAUGGGUUGAGUGAAACCAGUAAGCGGACAUUUGUGUAUCAGGGAGGAGUUUUUGCACCAGAGCAAAUCCAGGAAGCACAAAAGGAUCCGCUCCUUGAAGCCAAACUUGCCGUCAGACGGUGGGACGAUUCAGCAAAAGCAGCAGACACCGUAGUUCCACCGUUAAAGGACUAUGAAGAUAUGGCAUAUCAAUGUCUCCUCGAAUCCAGAUCUAAAUUCACCCUGCACUCAAGAGAGUAUCACCUCCCCAAAGGACCAACAGUCGUGGUUUGCAUUGAUGGAUUCGAUCCAGAGUAUCUCAAUUCCGGCAUUCAAUCUGGGAUUCUGCCAACCUUCAAAUCCUUCGUGGAUCAGGGAUUCCAUGCCACUGCCAAAAGUUGUAUGCCGUCAUUCACCAAUCCCAACAAUGUUUCCAUCAUUACUGGAGCCCCGCCGUCAGCCCAUGGGAUUGCAGGAAACUUCUUCCUAGAUCGAGAAACGGGAAAAGAAACCAUGAUUACAGAUGACUCGUUGCUGCGAGGUUCUACUCUCCUCGAACAAAUGUCCCGGCGAGGUGUGCGAGUAGCUGCCAUUACGGCCAAAGAUAAGCUGCGAAAGAUUCUUGCCCACGGCUUGCAAGAUGCGAUAUGCUUCUCGGCAGAGCGGGCAGCUAGUUGCAACCUAGAAGAAAAUGGUAUCACAGACGUCGAGGCUUGGAUUGGUCGACCUGCUCCCAGUCAAUACUCGGGCGACUUGUCCCUGUUUGUGCUAGACGCUGGGAUCAAGUUGCUAGAAGAGAAAAGAUCCGACUUCUUGUACUUGACGCUUUCCGAUUAUAUUCAGCAUAAACAUGCCCCAGGAAGUAAAGAGUCUGACCAUUUCAUGAAGGCUAUCGACGAGCGAUUGCAGAAGCUUUCUGCUUUUGCCCCGAUCAUCGGAGUCACUGGUGACCACGGCAUGAGCCAAAAGUCCAAUGCAGCCGGUGAGCCAAAUGUUCUCUUCCUCGAGGAUGUGUUAAACGAAAGAUUUGGCCCUGGUGCAUCAAGAGUCAUCUGCCCCAUUACAGAUCCAUUUGUUCGACAUCAUGGUGCUCUUGGUUCGUUUGUUCGGGUCUACCUCAAAGAUUCAAUACAGCUCGAGCCGAUGCUCUCUUUUUGCCAGUCACUUCCGGAUAUCGAGAAUGCUCUGGGCGGAAAUGAAGCAGCACAGAAGUAUGAAAUGCCAUUAGACCGGGAAGGCGAUAUCGUUGUCAUUUCAAAGUCUCAUGCAGUCAUCGGAAGUCGCGAAUCUGAACACGACCUAUCUAAAGUGAAAGACCACCCUCUACGCUCACAUGGUGGUCUGAGCGAGCAGAAUAUUCCAGUUAUCAUGUCCAAGCCGGUGCAAAGUCUUCGAGCUUCCGAGUUGAGGAGUUGGAGAAACUAUGACAUUUUCGAUCUUGUGCUCAACUGGCACUCUUGA
Molecule: messenger RNA, 1842 nt
Organism: Aspergillus wentii DTO 134E9
Lineage: Eukaryota; Fungi; Ascomycota; Eurotiomycetes; Eurotiales; Aspergillaceae
Exons: 3
Coding region: 1-1842 (613 amino acids)
Molecular function (GO): phosphonoacetate hydrolase activity
Source: RefSeq, a predicted model, not a curated record